This is a messenger RNA of Notolabrus celidotus (New Zealand spotty), 1194 nucleotides long. RefSeq names its product ring finger protein 4 (gene rnf4). Gene Ontology annotation, molecular function: transcription factor binding; zinc ion binding. The record is from RefSeq and is a predicted model, not a curated record. Gene Ontology annotation, biological process: positive regulation of transcription by RNA polymerase II. The transcript is spliced from 8 exons. Bases 248 to 928 code for a protein of 226 amino acids. Lineage: Eukaryota; Metazoa; Chordata; Actinopteri; Labriformes; Labridae.
CCUCCCUCGCGCCGUCAGCAGGUGGCAGCAAUGACUCUGAACUCCAGAAACCAACUUCCGGUCCGGUAGAAGAAGGAUGUGUUUGAAGCUAACAUUAGCUUUAGCAGCAGCUGGUCGGUGGUAGUUAAUGACCCGGGUCGGUCUGAGGUUUCUGAAGUCUUCUUCCUGAAUCAUAACAAACAGCCGCAGCGCUGUCUCUAACAGCUAACAGCUCACAGCUAACAGGAGGGUCUUGGGUGUCCCUGAUAUGAGCAGCUCUGCUCAGAGGAAGAGGAGGACCACAGGAAGUCCCCUGGUGUCUGGACCCAGCAUCAAAACCAGCAGAGGAGCUACCGCAAGGAGGACGGCUACCGCUAACAGAGCCUCUAACGCCAGCAGAGCAGCCAGCAGAGCAGCUAGCAGUUUGACUACAAGGACCGCUAACGGGGCCGCUAAUGUUAGCACAGCCUCUGAUGAUAGCCCCGCCCCUCCCACAGAGACCAUUGACGUGAUGGACAACACCGAAGACAGUGUAGAGGAGGUGGUGGAUCUGACCUGUGAGGGCGCAGAGGCCACUGUGGUGGACCUGACCCACAACGACUCAGUAAUGCUGCUGGAUGAAGGUCCUCAGAACACGGGAGUCUCCACAGGUGAGAGUUAUGUGGUCAGCAGUGAUGAAGAGGAGGACACGCCCCCUGUCCUUAAAGCGGCGGUAAUGUCAUCUCUACACUCCAACAGCUCGUCCAGGUCAACCCCGGGGACUAUUAGCUGUCCCGUCUGUCUGGACGCAUACUCAGAGAUUGUAGACAGCGGUCGAUUGGUUGUUUCCACUAAGUGCGGUCACGUGUUCUGCAGCCAGUGUCUGAGAGACGCUCUCACAUCAUCACACACCUGUCCUACCUGCAGGAAGAAACUGACUCACCGCCAGUACCACCCUCUCUAUGUCUGACAUCAUUGUGACAUCAUCGGUGACAUCAUCGGUGACAUCCUCACAGCAGGAAGCUGCUGGAACAAAGCUUUUAUAAGAAGUGGUGAUACUGAUUGAUAAUUGGUCAUGACCAAUUGAUGUACAUGAUUGAUUACUUUUUGAUUACUGCUUAAUUAUUGUUUGGUUGUUGGUCAUGAUUGAUGGAUGUUUAAUUUCUCCUUUGUUUUCUGUUCCUCUCUGUUUUCUAUAAAACGUGUAAAGUAGAAAUAAACUCUGUUCAAAGUGUU